Messenger RNA from Coregonus clupeaformis (lake whitefish), 2226 nucleotides. RefSeq lists its product as uncharacterized. The record is from RefSeq and is a predicted model, not a curated record. The transcript is spliced from 4 exons. Lineage: Eukaryota; Metazoa; Chordata; Actinopteri; Salmoniformes; Salmonidae. Gene Ontology annotation, cellular component: nucleus. The coding region runs from base 207 to 1670 and encodes 487 amino acids.
AACACAAUUGGCCAUGAUUGAGAUGGGGGGAAACUUAUUGCGUUUGUACUAGUGAUACUACGGUAGCAUCCAAGGGGUGUACACACGAUGCGUUGAUAUAGGUAGCUGGUUCUCCGUGUAAAUCAGUUGUGUGCUGACUUCUAUUUUAUAUUUUUGGGGUGUGGGAGGAAGAAUGAAAGACGUCUUCCACCAAAACGGACGAAAUCAUGAACAGCGCGGUAUACAUUUCGUUUUUUCAAGGUCAGUUGGAAUCUGCACUAGAGCAAGUAGUGCAACUCGCAGUCCAGGAAAUAACGAAGAGUGUUGGGUCAAGCUUGAAUUCUAUGUUAAUGAAAACGGCCGUCAAAGAACAAGAAAACCAAAGACUUAAGUUAAGGCUUCAAUCACUGGAGUUUGAACGUAAUGGGGUAGAAAAUGGAGCCGCGUUCAACGGUGGCAGGGAAGACAACGCGGCCACGGAUCGAACAAAGCCCGAGACACACACCUUCAGCCACAGCACAGAGCGCGGCGUGCAUGCAAACACUCAAAGACUGGAUCAAAAAGGACGAGUAGUGGGUCAGCUAAAGAUGGUCAUGGAGCAUGUGCUGGAGUUUGCUGUGUGCGAACUGACCAAAAUCGUGGAGGCCAGUUUCGAUGAUCUGCUCCUGGAGAUGACCAAGAAAGAGCGGGAGCACAGCACUCUGGAGGAGCAGUUGCGCCGCGUGGCUCACCAGGAGAACGGGAAGGGCGGGGUGUCGAGGAGGAGUGGGUCGGAAAACAACACAGCGUUCCCCAGUGGCUCAGAGGACACCCGGCAGGAAUCCAGAAACGUCACAGUCAAAAUUGUCCGGGAACAAAGGGAGCAAACGGAGACAAUAAAUGACAGUGACAAUCAGGCUGUCUUGACUGUAGCCCAAGACUGGGUCCCCAUCCUGGACAAGGUUUUUGGGCAGAAGUGGUGCAGCGACCUGUGGCAGAUCAAAGAGCUGGCUUCAGGGAAGGGGGGCGAGGAGAGGACCGGGGGAUCUGGGCUGGGGAUUGUGGGCUCCUUCCCCAGUCUGAACGCCCUGAUCCGUGAGAACCUGGAGCCCUCCCCCACCAGCCUCCUGCAGGACCCCCAGUGGAUGCCUCUGGAGGACAUGGAGGUCCUCUCCUCGACCUUGGACACUCCGCAAGACCUUCCUGCUACCAUAAGCACCACAGCCACGGCUGAGGUGUCCCUCAGGUCUCCGUCGAUGCUUCACCGGCUCCUCACACUCCCCGCUCAGCUCCUAGAGGAGGACGAGGACGAGAACGCCAUGGAAACCAUCCCCCUGCUCCCCGAAGCUUCACCUGGCAGAGCAGCUGUGCGCCGGCAAAACACAGAAUCGCCUAACCAGAGCUGCCCAUCUCCUCCCAUGAAAAAGGUUGCUGUUUCACAGGAGGAGGUGGAGGAGGAUGAAGACAAAGGGACGACGACGCUGGACUCAAAGGUGAAGACCGUGCCUCUCAAAGGCAGGAAGGCUCACGAGUGUAAAGAAUGCGGCAAGAAGUUCAGCCGGGUGCUGCUCCUGAAAGCUCACCAACAGACUCAUAUCACCACAGCACUGGCGACGACGCCAGCGAUUUGCUGCUCGGAGUGCGGGAAACGCUUCUCCCAGGCAUCCCGGUUACAGGCGCACCUACGAACACACACCGGGAAAAAGUCCUGAGCAGAUAGAAAAGGGAAUGGGAAGAUUGAAGUAGAAAAAUGAGAAUUGGAAUCGAAAAGUCGAUCUUCAGUCCAUAUCACAAAUAGCCGUAUCAGUAGCAGGAUGGUCACCGGAAUUCGUAUUCAUACAUUUGAGUUCACUUUAAGUACCUUACAAGUUGGGAAUCAGAGGCAUUUUUUCAUGUUGCUGAUUUGAAGGUACCGUUUUGCUGACUGCUGUAUGUUUCUUAAUUGUUACCAACAUUUUUAUUUCUUACAUGUGUCAACAAGGUAAAUACUUUGUAGUCUUGGGAUUGGAUCUCGCUGGUAGUCGUGGUUAAUAAGUAUUGCCAGUGUACAUUCUGUAUAGCAUGGGACAGUGUUGCUCACAACAAGCAAUGAAGUGACCUUUUUUAAGUGCUCUUUUUAUUUUUCUCAAUAUACUUUUCUACAUUUUUGGAAUAUCAAACUGGUCUCUUUGUGGUUUAUUAUUUCACAUCAAGGUUAUUAGCCACACCAGAGGCCAGAAUCUUGGCUUUUGUGGACUGCAACUUCAAUAAACAUUACACUAAUUUGUA